Molecule: messenger RNA, 846 nt
Organism: Lentinula edodes (shiitake mushroom)
Lineage: Eukaryota; Fungi; Basidiomycota; Agaricomycetes; Agaricales; Omphalotaceae
Exons: 2
Coding region: 372-545 (57 amino acids)
Source: RefSeq, a predicted model, not a curated record
CUGACUGACUAGGGCCUCACCGAUGGAAAGGAGAAAAGAUUCUGAGGCGCGCGGAGCGUACACUCGUUGAUUAGACUUUUGUAAACUACUUUUUAAAUCCAAUUAAAUACACUGGGAGGAGGAUCAUUGGUUCAUCUCGGAGGUCACUAUCUUAUCUAGAUUCACGUUGUCCUAUGUUUGUCCGUACAGGUAUCAAGGAGGUAGACACAGAAAAAAGCAACGACUCAUUCAUCCUUAGCUCACGCCGAUAGCAACUAGUCCAUCGGGAUCGAGAGGAUGUAAUCGUUCAAGAUUUUUGAAAGUUCGGCUGCUUGAGGACUACAAGGAUUGUGAGGCUCCUCACGUCGAUACAUCUGCUUAUUUCCGACACGAUGAGGAUCCAGCUGGAAGACGAAGCAGCCGCCCAGGUUUGGUUAGAGCUUCAUGGCUACGAUCCCUGGGAUGACUGCGAUACGUACACAGUCUAUCUAGGUCUAUCUCCUGUUCUCGACGAUCCACAUGCCACAAUUAUAGUGACUUCCGCCCAUUUGGCAAUGAGCCCAUAAGGUGGUUGGGCCCGGCUGUUCUCUUGUAGGGGUCCGCCUUAGGCGGAGCCGCGUAUCUAUCUAUUUAUCUAUCCAGUCAUCAUCUAUCUUUCUCUGGGUCCUUCCGACCACCUCAUGACCCUUCAUGACCUUGCUAUACGUAUCAGCCAUCUGCUACUUGUGAAGGGUUUUGUGAAGGGUUUUGUGCAGGAUAUUGAAUUAACAUACCCCGUUGGGGACACACCUUGCUUGCGUCUGUCCGCCGAUAGGUGAGGGAAUUUGGUGUGGGGCAGGUAUGUAGAGUGCAGGGUCGGAGUCGCAC